AUGGGUUCAGUAGGCAAGCUUUCUUACAAGAGGUUGAAAACCGAGGAAGAAUUGGACGAAAAAAUACAACUACUAGAAAGAGAAGUGAAAAAGGCAAAGGCGUGGCUUAAGCUUAAGGCUCUAGCCGGUAGGAGAAGGCCAAGGCUUCGUAUUCCUGGCUUGAGGAGAUUCAUUAGAAAAAGAACCAAGUUUGUCUCUAAGUUCAAAGUAUCUUGGCGUAAGACAUUGAAAAAAUUGAAGAACGGACAGAGUCACAUGAAUGAUCUCUUUGGGGGUAAUUUUCUGUUUAUGCAGGCAAAUCCUAUUCCUUUUGGAUGCAAUCACAAACCUCAUUGA
Cicer arietinum (chickpea) is the source of this 336-nucleotide messenger RNA. The record is from RefSeq and is a predicted model, not a curated record. Lineage: Eukaryota; Viridiplantae; Streptophyta; Magnoliopsida; Fabales; Fabaceae.